CGUUUGCCGCCGCCGCCGCCGCCGCUGCUGCUGCUGCUGCUGCUGGUGGGCGCCGCCGCCGCGCUGCGCAGCGCGGAGCCCAACGGCCGCCCGCGCCCCGGGGCCCUGACCCGCGGGGCGCGCAGCCCUCCCGAGCCGCGGCACGGUGGCGGGGCGGCGGCGGAGGGCAGCCGCUCCAGGAGAGCAUCCUCGUCGGCGGCCCGGGAGCAGGUCUCCCUCAUCAGCACCUCCUUCGUGCUCAAAGGGGACGCGUCUCACAACCAGGCGAUGGUGCACUGGACGGGCGAGAACAGCAGCGUGAUCCUGAUCCUUACCAAGUAUUAUCAUACUGACAUGGGGAAAGUGCUGGAGAGCUCUCUGUGGCGGUCCUCAGAUUUUGGGACGUUAUACACAAAGUUGAAUCUACAGCCUGGGAUUGCCACUGUUAUUGACAAUUUCUACAUUUGUCCCACCAACAAAAAGAAGAUAAUUCUUGUAAGCUCUUCCCAUAAUGACCGUGACCAAAGCCUGUUCAUAAGCACGGAUGAAGGAGCCACUUUCCAGAAACAACCCAUUACUUUCUUUGUGGAAACUCUUAUUUUUCACCCAAAAGAAGAAGAUAAAGUACUUGCUUACACGAAGGAAGCCAAGGUUUAUGUAUCAAUUGAUUUGGGGAAAAAUUGGAACCUUCUGCAGGAACGAGUUUCAAAAGAUCAUAUUUUUUGGGCCAUUGCUGGAGUUGACGGAGACCCUGAUUUAGUUCAUAUGGAAAUCCAGGACCCCAGUGGAGGUUAUUGCUACAUCACUUGCCAGAUUCAAAAUUGCUCUGAUAAGACAAUGAGAGUCCAGUUUGCUGGUGGCACUGAUCGGGAUUCCCUCACUGUGCAGGAUGACUACAUAUUUCUUCAGACAACCCUGGGAAAUCAGACCAAGUAUUAUGUGUCUUAUCGUCGCAGUGGAUUUGUACAGAUGAGGUUGCCAAAAUAUGCGUUGCCAAAAGAUCUACAGAUAAUCAGUACAGAUGAAAACCAGGUGUUUGUGGCAGUUCAGGAGUGGUACCAGACAGACACAUACAACCUGUACCAGUCUGACCCACAAGGUAUUUACUACUCCAUCCUGCUGGAGAAUGUCCGGAGCACAAAGCAGCCAGAAGAGAAUGUCCUGAUAGAUAUUCUGGAGGUCAGAGGUGUAAAAGGAGUCUUUUUGGCCAACCAGAAAAUUGAUGGGAAAGUUACAACUCUGAUAACCUACAACAAAGGCCGUGACUGGGAUUUUCUAAACCCUCCAGACCUUGAUAUGAAUGGGAAACCAACAAACUGCAAACCUCCUGACUGCUACCUUCACCUCCAUCUCCGCUGGGCAGACAAUCCCUACGUGUCAGGAACAGUCCAUACAAAGGACACUGCACCAGGGCUCAUUAUGGGGGCAGGUAACCUGGGGUCUCAGCUGGUUGAGUAUAAGGAAGAAAUGUACAUAACCUCUGACUGUGGGAACACGUGGCGUCAGGUCUUUGAGGAAGAGCAUCACAUCUUGUACCUGGACCAUGGUGGAGUUAUUGUGGCCAUCAAAGACACCUCUAUUCCUCUGAAAAUACUCAAGUUCAGCAUAGAUGAGGGCCAGACUUGGAGCACACAUAAUUUUACCAGCACUUCAGUCUUUGUAGAUGGAUUACUUAGUGAACCUGGAGAUGAGACACUGGUCAUGACAGUCUUUGGACAUAUCAGCUACCGCUCAGAUUGGGAACUGGUGAAGGUGGACUUCCGACCAUCCUUCACCAGGGAAUGCACUGAUGAUGACUAUGAAUCUUGGGAACUCACAAAUCUACAGGGUGAUCGUUGCAUCAUGGGCCAGCAGAGGAGCUUUCGGAAGAGGAAGAUUUCAUCAUGGUGCAUUAAAGGGAGAAGUUUCACAUCAGCUUUUACAUCCAAAGUUUGUGAAUGCGUGAACUCUGAUUUCUUAUGUGAUUAUGGAUUUGAGCGCUCUGCCUCUCUGAAGUCAGAGUCUAGCAAAUGCUUUGCUGAUUUUUGGUUUAACACUGAAGAACCUCCUGAAGACUGUGUGCUGGGGCAGGCAUACACCAGCAGCACUGGGUACAGAAAGGUUGUUUCUAAUGUGUGUGAAGGUGGUGUAGACCUACAGCAGAACUUAGCACAGCAUAUGUGUCCAUUGAUUGCUCCCAAAGGACUUCAGAUCAGCAUCAGAGAAGAAAGUCUGGCUGUUAAGCCUGGGGAAGACAUCACCUUCAUUGUCAGACAAGAGCAGGGUGAUUUAUUGAAUACCAAAUACCAGGUGGAUCUUGGAGAUGGCUUUAAGGCAAUAUAUGUGAACCUCACGAUGACUGGAGAACCCAUCCGUCACCGCUAUGAGAAUCCGGGGAUUUACCGUGUCUCAGUGAAGGCAGAAAAUGUGGCUGGGCAUGAUGAGGCUGUGGUGUUCCUCCAAGUCAACUCUCCACUGCAGGCUUUAAAUUUAGAAGUGGUUCCAGUUGUUGGGAGAAACCAGGAAGUGAAUCUGACAGCCAUCAUACUGCCUAAGAAUUCUAAUUUGACAGUCUUCUACUGGUGGAUAGGAAAAAAUCUUCAGCCACUGCUUACAUUGGACAAUUUUCUGGUGACAAAGUUUGCUGAGACAGGUCACGUCAGAGUCACGGUGCAGGCUUCCUGUGGGAGCUCCAUGCUUCAGGACUCAAAAGUUGUCCAAGUUUUUGAUCAUUUUCAUGUUCUUCCUCUGAAGUUCACUAAGCACCUGGAUAUGUACAACCCUGACAUACCGGAGUGGAGGGAAGAUAUAGGGCGGGUAGUGACACGACUUCUUGCAAAGGAAACCAAUAUAUCUGAAGAAACACUCUUGACAGUCGUGAAGCCUGGUCUGCCCACAACUGCUGACUUGCAUGUGCUACUACCAGAAAACCAACCAAAACGGAAAAGAAGUGUAACUAGUGAUAAGAUGAGAACCCUGAAGCUCUUCAUCCUGUUUUACUGGAAGGUGUUUUACCAUGCUGCUAGUGCCAGUUCUCAAAGUCAGUGUUGUGACACUCUGUGA
Calypte anna (Anna's hummingbird) is the source of this 3021-nucleotide messenger RNA. RefSeq names its product sortilin related VPS10 domain containing receptor 2 (gene SORCS2). The transcript is spliced from 24 exons. The record is from RefSeq and is a predicted model, not a curated record. Lineage: Eukaryota; Metazoa; Chordata; Aves; Apodiformes; Trochilidae. Gene Ontology annotation, cellular component: membrane. The annotation marks the transcript as partial. Gene Ontology annotation, molecular function: protein binding.